Molecule: messenger RNA, 1347 nt
Organism: Trichoplax adhaerens
Lineage: Eukaryota; Metazoa; Placozoa; Uniplacotomia; Trichoplacea; Trichoplacidae
Exons: 7
Coding region: 1-1347 (448 amino acids)
Biological process (GO): phosphate ion transmembrane transport; glucose-6-phosphate transport
Cellular component (GO): endoplasmic reticulum membrane
Molecular function (GO): glucose 6-phosphate:phosphate antiporter activity
Source: RefSeq, a predicted model, not a curated record
AUGGUAUCAACUCAGUCGAGUAAGCAACAAGAUCAACAUGAUCAUUAUCGGCGAUAUCGAAGUCGAUUUUACAUCAUUAUGGUGUGCAUUUUUAUCAGUUAUGCAUCAUUGGUGGUUGGGCGUCGUGCGUUUGCUUUUUGUAAGCCUGCUAUGUUGCAAAUGGAAGAUUUGGAUGAAACCAAUCUAGGCUGGAUUACAUCUGGAUUCUAUUUGACAUAUGCGAUCAGCAAGUGUUUUGCUGGUAUCAUCGCCGAUUCAUUUAGCUCACGUUUAUUUUACCCUGUUUGUUUGUUCGUUAGUAGCAUCUUUUGUGCAGCUUUUGCAAUGUCUACUCAGUUUUAUCAGUUGGUUUUAUUUUGGAGCUUAGAAGGAUUAAUCCAAGGUUUCGCUUGGCCUACCUGUGGUAAAUUAUUAAUGCAUUGGUGUCAGUCUGAUGAACUAGCAACAUGGUGGAGCUUCCUCUCUGGAAGUAGCAACGUUAGCGGCUUAAUUUCUCCAAUUCUAUUACCUAUCAUUAUCAAUAGCUACGGUUGGAGAUGGUGUUUCUAUGGUACUACUUUACUAUUGGUUAUGGCAGCAGUACUAAAUUUCGUUUGCCUUGUGGAUUCACCUAUCGAUAUUGGAUUAUCUCAAUAUGAUGGCGUUAUUCAAAGGCAAGCUAACGUAAGCCCAAAAAAUAAAAAUAACGAGCCAAAAAAGAAUCAAGAUGAACUCGAUGAUCAAAUCAAUUGGUUACAUAUUGUGGUAUAUGAUCCGCUGCCUAAUUUUCUCCAUCUAUCAUAUAUGAUUUGCACUUUCUUGGAGAAAUCUUUAAUCGACUGGACACAGUUGUAUCUUAUGCAAGAUAAAAAUUACACUGAAGUUUCAGCUGCUGCCGCGAUUGGUUCAUUCGAUAUUGGAGGAAUUACUGGAACUCUAGUAGCUGGUUAUAUCUCCGAUUCGCUAUUGAAUUGGCGACGGAAAGAUCGUUCAGAACCACUUAGUGCUAGCGACAGAGUUUUUUUUACCAUGUUUAUUGCCGGGAUAUGUUUUAUCGCCUUUCUGAUUCUUCUCCUUCAACCUUCAAAUGCUGAUAUGGUAAUUGUGCAUGUGUCACUGUUUUUUCUUGGAUGUACUAUUUGUGGAAUUAUCUCAUUACUAGGCGUUGUUUCUAUGGAGAGUGUCCCUGCUAGUAUUGCAGGGAGAUCUCAUACCGUCUUAACACUUUUUGGCAAUAUUGGCGGCAUUUCAUCUGGCUAUCCGGUUAGUUUAGUUAUAAAGAUGUUUGGUUGGACACAAGUUAUUCGAUUAUUCACUGGACUGGCACUAGUGCAAACAGUUUUUACGAUUUCGGAAUUGACUUAUUAA